AUUCAAGAAGAAAGAUACCGCGCAGCUCUGCCGCCAGGUCAAUUUGUCAUUGAGUACGGACGGCGCCCGGAGUGACUUUAUUUGGGCAUGUUUGCCGGGGCUGUCAGUCUCGAUGAUUUCUUUUUCGUGCGCUUCGUUUAUUGACAUCCCUUCUCGAGGUCAUUGUGCAUUUCCCCCAGCAGCAAUGACACAGCGGCUUCUGGCAAAUGUCAUUGCGGAGAAUGCUACUACCGACGUAUUCGUACCGUUGCCAGAGCCGCAUUGAGCUGGCAGACAACUUAUAGUCAGGUAUUGGACUAACCUCAUAGGUUUUCGCUUCUGCCUGCAGCAACCCCUCAUGUUGAGGGAGAGGGAAGCCUUCAUCUCAUGAGCAAUCUUAGUCCCCAUUGUAGACUUCGCCUCCAGCUAGAGACGUACUGAAGAUGACAGUACACACCAUCUCUCUGGCUUGGAUACUGUUGUUGGCAGCUUUAGGUACGACUCCAGCCGCAGCCGUCGACCUGCCUCCGCCCCUGGGGUAUCAUACUGCCGACUUUCACUGGGACACGAUUGAAGCAUCACCAGAGCUUCGCUAUACCAAGUGUUAUGGAUCUUUUGAAUGUGCCAGACUCGAGGUUCCGCUGGACUGGUCCAAUUUGUCGAUUCUAAACCACGUCACACUUGCUAUUGUUCGACUGCCCGCCGUAGUCGACAUUGCUGACGAAUCUUUCGGUGGCACCAUCGUGAUCAACCCAGGUGGUCCUGGAGGUUCAGGUACUGACAUCGUUCUAACCUCCGGCAGGGGCGUGCAAAGAAUCGUCGACGGCGACAAACACUUUGAGAUACUCUCGUUCGAUCCUCGUGGCAUGAAAUUCUCAACACCAAAUUCGGCCUGUUUUACCGAAGAUUCCGCGAGAGCAGCCUUAGUGACCUGGAUGGUGAAUGUCGGUGGCAUUGAGAUAAGUCAACACGCUUUGGAUGUCAGAUGGAGCAUUGACAGAGGCCUUGGUCAAUUGUGCGAGCAGAGUAGCAACAGCAACUUGCCCAAUGGAUCAAAUUUCCACCAAUACGUGAGCACCGCACUGGUCGCACAUGAUAUGUUAGAGAUCAUUGAUCAAGUGGACGCACAUCUCCAAAGGGAGUUGUUUCAGCGGAAGAAGUCCUCGCAAGAUCACCAGAAGCCCAUAUCCGCAACACCAGAAAAGAAUACCCCUCUCCUCAACUACUGGGGCCUUUCAUACGGUACCUUGUUAGGCAAUACUUUCGCAUCCAUGUUCCCAGAACGAAUCGGUCGUAUGGUUCUGGAUGGAGUUGUGGAUGCAGAUGACUAUUCGGAGACUGGCUGGACCACAAACCUUCAGGACAACAACAAGACCUGGGCUACCUUCUUUGAAUACUGCUUCGAAGCCGGGCCCAGGUGCCCCCUGUUUGAUGAAGCCGUCAAGGAUCCUAGAGAGAUUCAAGCGAAAGUCGAAAGCUUUCUCUCAAAGCUGAAGGACGACCCGCUUCCUCUUCUCGUCAACGGCAAUGUGUAUCUACUCACCGAUUACGUGCUCAGGGCCAACAUCCAUUUAUGCUUAUACUUUCCGAACAUGCUUUGGCCACUCCUAGCGAUCUCUUUACGCUCUCUACUGGACGGAGAGAUAUCUCAAGCAGUCUCGACCCUCGAAACAGCGGCAUCAUGGCAUCAGACAUCGCAUGAGAGGUUUGCCCCAUCGACCCCAUUCCGGUACCUUCCAGCUCUCACAGGCCAAUUGCACGAGUCUGCCUUAGCGGACACACCAGGUUAUGCAUGGCAGCCAGAAGCAGCAGUAUCUGUCCUCUGCGGCGAUGGUGACGACAUCACCUCCUAUACCAAAGCUAAAUUUGCCGAAUUGGCUUCGCUGCUGGAGUCGCAGUCUCCCUUGGUCGGUUCAAUCUGGGCUGAGAUUCCCUUGUACUGUAUUCACUGGCCAAAAGCAGUCCGCCCAUCGGCUGCGAACCGCUUUACCGGUCCAUUUCGAUCGAACUUGUCGGACUACGAUCCCCGUGGAAGUCCAUUACUGUUCAUUGCAAACACGGCGGACCCAGUGACCCCCGUACGCAAUGCUUUGAAAAUGUCGGAACAACAUGAAGGAAGUGUGGUUCUGACCCAAGAUGUACCAGGACAUUGCUCAGGAGAAGUGAACCCAAGCUUUUGCACGUUUGAGAUUCUGAAACGGUUCUUUGGCAACGGGACGAUACCCAAGCCAGGGCUGGUCUGCGAAGGUGCUCGGAAACCAUGGGAUGACUGAUUAUCUUCUGGGGGGUCGAGGCUCACGCUGGGAGCAAAAGGCCCUCAGACCAGGGAAGCCGCGUUGUACCCUUACAGUACCAGGCGCAAGUGUGUUGAUGGGAAUCCUGGAGCCAUUGUGUAAUGAUAGAGACUACUUGCUAGAUGGCUAUACGCCUGUGUCGAUGCAAUAUCAUACUUCGCACGAGCACCAAGUACAUAAUGUUUCAUGAUAGCCACGAUUCGUGAAUAACUUGCCAUCCCAGUUCACUUGUUCAAACACCUAACAAGUGCCAUGGCCAGCUUCUCCCCUCAGUAUCUCGGGCUGUAUCUUUCUUUGCUUCUGGUGCCAAAUGUGCUUGGUGCUGUCGUGUUUUUGCUGGCAUUGCAUAGAAGUCCGAAAUUUAUGGGCACGUGAUUUACAUAUUUCU
This is a messenger RNA of Exophiala viscosa, 2661 nucleotides long. RefSeq names its product TAP-like protein-domain-containing protein. The record is from RefSeq and is a predicted model, not a curated record. Lineage: Eukaryota; Fungi; Ascomycota; Eurotiomycetes; Chaetothyriales; Herpotrichiellaceae. Bases 423 to 2252 code for a protein of 609 amino acids. The transcript has a single exon.